AUGGCUCCGGCAAACACCGUCACCACGUCCUACCUCUUGGGCAACCUUCACUGCCCGUCAUGUGUAGCCCUCAUCAAGAGUCUCCUGCACGACGAGUACGCCGACAGGGUCCUCUGGGUCUCGCCAAACGUCGUCACCUCGGUCGUCACCGUCGAGCACGAGGACCCCACCGCCGACUUUAUCCGCGCCAUGGGCAAGACGCUGCAAGACGCCGGCUUCGACAUAUGCGGCGUCGACACCUCGGCUGCCGUCGAGGCCGACAUCGACUGCGUCUCUCCGCGAGAUGCCCGCCAGAAUUACGGAACCUUUGACAUAUGGUCCCGCCUCUGGCGCAACAAGACGCCCCCCGGCACUCCGAGCCCCGCCAUCGCCGCCGCCCAUCUGGAAAACUGCGAGGCGUGCAAGUCGGCUGUAGCCCAUGACCAGGACCACUUGUCCGAGAACCGCGUCCGCCUCGUCCGAACCCUGUCCUUUGCGUCUAGCAUCCAGAGGCAGACCUCGGCCGUGCCCUUUGACGGCGUCGUCGUCGACGGAGCUCCCUCGCCUCUGCUGCGCGCAACCGUGUCCGUUGGCGGCAUGACGUGCGCCGUCUGUGUAAACACAAUCACCAACGAGGUCCAGAAGCACCCCUGGAUCUCCAAGAUCACCGUCAAUCUCGUCUCCAACAGCGCCUCGGUCGACUUCACCGACCCCAGUCGCGCUAAAGACAUCGUCGAGGCCAUCUCGGAUCUCGGCUACGACGCCAUCCUCGACAAGGUCGUCGACCUCAACCAGCACAGGCAGUCGGCCGACGAGCGCGAGGUUGAGAUCAAGGUCGACGGCAUCUUCUGCCACCGCUGUCCCGACAGGAUCUGCCAGACUCUGAGAAACCUCGACUCCUCGCGCAUCGAGAUCCUCCAGGAACCGACGGUCAAGCAGCCCCGGCUCAGAGUCCGCUAUCUCCCAGAAGCCCCUCGCCUCACCAUCCGCCAUAUUCUCUCCGCCAUCGAGGCCACGGACCCAUCUCUGCACGCCUCCAUCCACCAUCCCCCGACGUUGGAGGAGCGGUCCAGGGCCAUUAGGGCAAAGCACCAGCGCGAGCUCCUCUAUCGCGAAAUCCUCACCAUCUUGAUCGCCAUCCCCUCGUUCAUCCUGGGCAUCGUCUACAUGAGCCUGGUUCCCUCAACAGACCCGACGAGGCGAUACCUGAUGGAGCCCUGGAAGUCGGGCCUGAGCCGUCUCGAAAUCAUCCUCUGCGUCCUCGCAACACCCGUCUAUUUCCUGGCCGCCGACGUCUUCCACGUGCGCGCUGUCAAGGAACUUCGAACGCUGUGGCGAGGAAACAGCCGCACGCCGCUGCUGGAGAGGUUCUACAAGUUUGGAAGCAUGAACAUGCUCAUCUCCCUGGGAACAAGCAUAGCGUACCUAUCGUCGGUUGCGCAGAUGAUUGCCGCGGCGAUCAACCAGGAAACACACGUGCCCGAGGGUCGCUUUUACUUUGACUCGGUCGUCUUCCUCACGCUCUUCUUGCUCGCAGGAAGGUUGAUUGAGGGCUACAGCAAGUCCAAGACUGGGAGUGCGGUCGAGGCGCUGGCCAAGCUUCGUCCCAGCACGGCGCUACUCAUCGAGCAAGACAGGCUGGGGAACCCGAAAACCACGGCCACCGAGAUUGAUCGACUGGAGCACGGUGACCUCAUCCGAAUCCCCAACGGCGCGUCGCCGGCCGCCGACGGCGUCAUUGUCACGGGCGAUACGAACUUUGACGAGUCGAGCCUCACGGGCGAGUCGCGUCCCAUCAAAAAGGGGCCCGGAGACAGCGUCUACGCGGGCACGAUAAACAAGGCUGACGCCAUCACGGUUCGCAUCACGGGCACCUGCGGCAAGUCGAUGCUUGACCAGAUUGUCGAGGUUGUCCGCGAGGGACAGACGAAGCGAGCCCCCGUGGAGCAAAUCGCGGACCUGAUGACGUCGUACUUUGUCCCCGUCGUGACCCUCAUCGCCGUCAUCACCUGGGCCGUGUGGAUGGCUCUUGCCUUUACCGGCCACGUCUCCGAUGAGGAGCUGAACAACUCCGGCGGACAGGCCGCGUUCGCCUUUCAAUUCGCCAUUGCCGUGUUUGUCGUCGCCUGCCCCUGUGGCCUGGCGCUUGCCGCGCCGACGGCCAUCUUUGUCGGCGGCGGCAUCGCAGCCAAGCACGGCGUCCUGGCCAAGGGCGGAGGCGAGGCGUUUGAAAAGGCGAGCAAGAUUGACUGCGUCGUCUUUGACAAGACGGGAACCCUCACCGAGGGCGGCGAGCCCCGCAUCACCGACUCGGCCCUGUUCCCGGACGGCGAGAUGGACGACGUUGUGGACGAGCGGACGCUGCUGUCGGGGCUCAAGGCGGCCGAGGAAAACAGCAGCCACCCAAUCGCCAAGGCCGUUGUCAGCUUUUGCGGCGCCGAGCUGGAGUCGGCCGCGCUGGGCAAGGUGGAAGAAUUACCGGGCAAGGGCAUCAAGGCCGCGUACAAGGACCGGCCACUCCAUGUCGCCGUGGGCAACGAGCACCUGAUGCGCGACCUGUCGGUCCCGCUAUCUCAACGCGCGACGAACCUUCUCCAAGGCUGGAAGAGCGAGGCCAAGUCGGUGGCGCUCGUCGGCGCCAAAGCUCGCGAGGGCAGCGCGUGGAAGCUGGCGGCCAUCAUGGCCGUCUCGGACCCAAUCCGGCCGGAGGCAAGGGCCGUGGUCCAGGCGCUGCGGGGUCGCGGGACGCAGGUCUGGAUGCUGUCGGGCGAUAACAUGACGACGGCGCAGGCGGUGGCGCAACGCGUCGGUAUCCCCUCGUCCAACGUGCUCGCCGAGGCGACGGUCCACGCGGAUGAGACGGGCAGGCGGCGGCGGCGAGGACACGGGUAUUCUACGCGGCGGGCCAUGGUGGCCAUGGUGGGGGACGGCAUCAACGACUCGCCGGCGCUGACGACGGCGGACGUGGGCAUCGCCAUUGGGUCCGGGAGCGACGUGGCGAUAUCAAGCGCCGACUUUGUGCUGGCGACGUCGAGCCUGUCGGCGGUGCUGACGCUGCUGGAGCUCAGCCGGGUCGUGUUCCGGCGCAUCAAGGUCAACUUUGGCUGGGCCGUCGUCUACAACAUGCUGGCGGUGCCCAUUGCGGCGGGAUGCCUGUACGCGGUGCGCACGCGGGGCGGGGGCCACGUUCGGCUGGACCCGGUAUGGGCGGCGCUUGCCAUGGCGCUGUCGAGCAUCAGCGUGGUUCUGAGCAGCCUGAGCCUGCGGAUCAAGAUUCCGUGGGUGGGGUUCCGGCCCAAGACUAUGGUUGCGGAGCCCCGAUAG
Messenger RNA from Hirsutella rhossiliensis, 3303 nucleotides. Its product is annotated as e1-E2 ATPase domain-containing protein. The coding region runs from base 1 to 3303 and encodes 1100 amino acids. Gene Ontology annotation, biological process: copper ion homeostasis; monoatomic cation transport. Gene Ontology annotation, cellular component: membrane. The transcript is spliced from 2 exons. Gene Ontology annotation, molecular function: copper ion binding; ATP hydrolysis activity; ATP binding. Lineage: Eukaryota; Fungi; Ascomycota; Sordariomycetes; Hypocreales; Ophiocordycipitaceae. The record is from RefSeq and is a predicted model, not a curated record.